AUACUGACCUUGACACAUUAGUUAAAAAGAUGCCGAAGUCAGAUGAUCCAUUGAUAUCAGAGGAGGAUCCUUUUGGAAAUCAGGGGGUGGAUGAGGAGGAAGAGGAGGAAAUUGAGGAACUUCUAGAUGUGGAGUGCCAGGCCACCUCAGGGCUGGAUAUCCGUUACCCCCGCAGGAGAGGGAGAUACAAACAAGCCAUGAAGUCUUUGAUACCUAUCAGAUUUCAGAAAACGCAUAAGGAUGAGUUACCAGAGGCAACUGCUGGCUUCUUUUCACUGUUGACCUAUGCAUGGCUGACUCCAAUCAUGUGGAAAAUUAAAAGAAAAGGAACAGAAUUUUUACAACACAUGAGGUGUCCUGACGUCAACCGAGCAGAAAUUAAUGCAGAAAGGCUUGAGAGAAUAUGGAAGAGUGAAUUGAAGAAAAAAGGUCCAGAAAAAGCAUCAUUUGGACAGGCUUUGUUGAAAGCUGGAAGGACCAGAGUUAUUUUUGGAGGGAUGACCUUCAUCAUUUCUAUGACCUUCAGUUUUGCUGCACCGGCCUUUGUGUUGAGGAGGAUUUUAGAUGACCUUUCAGCUGGUAACAGUGAUAUUGGCUUUGGAAUCGGCCUGGUGAUUCUCAUGGCUGCCAUGGAAUUCUGUCGUUCCAUGUUUUUAGCUCUUGGCUGGGUUAUUAAUUAUACUACAGGUAUACGUAUGAGAGGAGCUGUACUGAGCAUGCUGUAUGGAAAAAUAUUACGUCUUCGUGGUUUAAAAGACAAAACAGUUGGUGAACUUGUCAACAUCUGUAGCAAUGACGGACAGAGACUGUACGACGCCUUUAUCACUGGUCCUCUUUUGAUUGGUGCACCAUUAAUUUUAUUGGGUGGAAUUAUCUACACGGCAUUCCUGAUUGGUCCAUGGGCUUUUGUGGGCAGUGUUACAUACAUCAUGUUUUAUCCAUUUAUGGCUUUUAUUGGUAAAUUUACAGCUCAUUAUAGGAGAAAAGGAAUUGUCAUUACAGAUAAGCGAGUGAGGAUGAUGACAGAAUUACUAAAUUGUAUCAAAUUAAUUAAGAUGUAUGCUUGGGAAAAGUCAUUUGCCAAAACCAUUGCAGGUAUCAGGAGUCGGGAGAGAAAAGUGCUGGAGAAGGCAGCGUACAUCAACAGUAUCAGUACCUCAGUGGCCCCUAUGGUCCCCGUCAUGGCCUCUGUGUUUGUCAUUACGGCCCAUGUCAUGACAGGGAAUCCCCUCUCAGCAGCUCAGGCCUUUACAAUGAUAGCAGUGUUUAAUGCAAUGAGAUUAUCUCUGGGGAACAUUCCUUGUGCUGUCAAGGCUUUAGCUGAUGCUUAUGUAUCCAUGAAGAGGUUCAAGGAUAUAUAAACCUGUUACUAUAUGUGUAUUAAUUAACCACACACUUCCCAGAUUAACAAUCCAAAGUUUGCCAUAGUGAUAAAGAAGGCGUGUUUUGCCUGGGACCCAGAAGUCUCGGUACAGAGUCUUGGACUACUGGAUGUCCAGAUCACAGUGCCUAAUGGAAAACAUGUGAUUAAAGAUGAAGAAAAAGAAGGCCUAAAUAAGAACACAGAGGGGGAUGAAUUUGUAGCUCCUCCCACCCUCCUAGCUAUUGAUCUGACACUAGAAAAGGGUAAGCUGAUAGGAGUUUGUGGGAGUGUAGGAUCAGGGAAGAGCUCCUUAAUAUCAGCCAUAUUAGGAAGGAUGGUGAAAACCUCAGGUAAAGUGGCAGUAGGGGGAAGUAUAGCCUAUGUCUCUCAACAGCCCUGGAUACUGAAUGCCACCAUCAGGGAGAACAUCCUGUUUGGGGAGAUGUACCACGAAGACAGAUACAAUGCCACCAUUGAAGCAUGUUGUCUACAGGAGGACCUGGAAACCUUUGUAUCUGGAGAUGAAACAGAGAUUGGUGAGCGUGGUAUUAAUAUGAGUGGUGGACAGAAACAGAGAUUGUCUCUGGCCAGGGCCCUGUAUGCUGAUAAAGACAUUUAUCUAAUGGAUGAUCCCCUCUCAGCAGUAGAUAUACACGUGGGCAGACACAUCUUCACAGAGUGUCUCCUCAAAGCACUGAAAAAUAAAACUGUCCUGUUUGUUACACAUCAACUUCAGUACCUGAGUUCCUGUGAUGGGAUCAUUGUCAUCAAGGAUGGGAUGAUCACAGAGCAAGGAAAACAUGAGGAUCUGAUGAAACAAGAGGGGGAGUACUCCAGCCUCAUCAACAGAUACUACAAACAAAAGGAGGAGGAGGAAAAGGUGGAAGACCCAACAUCACCUUCAAGCCUCAAGGAAAAGCCACCAUUGCAUAAUGGGAACUGUUAUAAUAACCGUAACAGGACAUCCUCUGUGAAAUCUGGGGAAUCCGAGCUGUCCAUGAGUCCAAAGUCACAGUCAGGGGUACUGGACUCAGGGGGUAGAGAUCCCCCAGGGGUGGAUAAACAGGUGUCUGUCAUCAGCAACACACAGGAGGAGAAAACAAACAAGGGAAAACUGAUUGUAGCAGAGGAAACUAGAAAAGGGAAAGUGAAUUUCCAUACUUAUGGCACCUACAUGAAGGCAGCGGGGGGAUUUAUUGUGUGUUUUGUUGUUCUGUUGGUCUACAUCAUCAGUAUAGCUGUGUCAACAGGAACUAGCUGGUGGUUGUCUUACUGGUUACAACAGGGAGGAGGGAAUACAACAAUUAUUGGCAAUGUUACUGUGAAGAAUAUGAAUAUACAAGACAAUCCAGAGCUAGAUUUCUAUGCUCUGAUCUACGGACUGGGUGUCAUUGCUGUGGUGGUGUUUACUGUAUUCAGAGCCUUUCUUUUUAUGAAGGUAACACUUCAUGCUUCUAGCAAGAUGCAUGACAGAAAUUUCAGAAAAAUUCUAAAAUGUCCCAUGACAUUUUUUGAUUCUACUCCAGUUGGGAGGAUUGUCAAUAGAUUUUCCUAUGACAUGGAUGAAAUUGACAUUCGGUUACCAGCCAGUGCUGAAGUUUUCCUGAGGAACAUUCUAAUGAUAAUAUUUGCAGUCGGUAGUAUCGUCUAUGUUUCCCCCUAUUUCCUUAUUGCCAUUUUACCGCUUGCCAUUGCAUUUUUUGCGUUGAAAUUUGUGUUUAGUACCGGUGUUCGUGAAUUAAAGAGAUUGGAUGCCAAAAGUCGGCCACCGUUGAUCAGCCAUAUUACUGCUACUGUGCAGGGGAUCAGCACCAUUCACGCCUUUGGAAAAUCUACAGAAUUUAAGGAUAGAUUUCAUCAGCUGCUAGACACCAAUUCGGUGCUUUUCUUCCUGUUUUCAGCGUCCAAUCGCUGGCUUGCCAUUCGCCUUGAUCUCCUAUCUGUUAUUGUGGUAGGAGUGACAGGUCUUCUAGUAAUUGUUACCAACAUUCCAACAGCAUUAGCAGGCAUGGCCCUGACAUUUGCGAUACAGAUGACAGGGUUAUUCCAGUUUACUGUGAGGAUGGCAAUAGACACAGAGGCCAGAUUUACCUCUGUGGAGAGACUCUCACAGUAUGAAAAGGAAGCAGAAUCAGAGGCCCCAGUUGUCAUCAAGAAAAGCCGUCCCCCAGAAGACUGGCCACACAAAGGGACAUUAGCCUUUAAGGGCGUCAAGCUCCAGUACAGAGAGAACCUCCCCCUGGCCCUGAAGGGCGUGUCCUUUGAUGUUCUUCCUCAGGAGAAGAUUGGCAUUGUGGGUCGAUCAGGCUCAGGAAAAUCGUCUUUGGGUGUGGCUCUGUUUCGGUUGGUGGAGCUAGAUUCUGGGACCAUUAAGUUAGAUGGUAUUGACAUAUCAACACUAGGACUAGAGGAUCUGAGGUCCAAGCUGGCCAUUAUACCACAGGAUCCUGUCCUCUUCAUAGGAACCAUCAGGUAUAAUUUAGAUCCUUUUGGAGAGUACAGUGAUGAAGCAUUAUGGCCAGCUCUAGAAAAAUGUCAUAUAAAGGAAACUAUUGCUUCCCUUGAACAUCAACUAGACUCUCAGGUGAUAGAAAAUGGGGAGAAUUUCUCUGUUGGAGAGAGACAACUAAUUUGUUUAGCCAGAGCUCUGUUAAGGCACAGCAAAGUCCUGAUGCUGGAUGAAGCUACGGCAGCUAUAGAUACGGAGACUGACGCUCUGGUACAAACAACCAUCAAGGAGGCUUUCUCUGACUGCACAAUGUUAAUUAUAGCACAUAGGCUGAAUACUGUCUUAUCUUGUAACCGUAUCCUUGUUAUGGAAGAGGGAAAGGUGGUUGAGUAUGAUACCCCAGUGAAACUGAUGUCAGAUCCUAAAUCCAAGUUUAAAAUGAUGCUGGAUGCCACAGAAAACCAUGAUUUAUGACCAUACGCUACGAUAGAUUUUAUUUAAAUCAAUAUUAUAAUUAUAUAUAGUUAUAGGAGAGCUGAAGGCAAUUUAAGAUAAAAUGUUAAUUUAAUGAAAUUUUUCAUGCCAGUUUGAUAGAUUAAAAUUGUAUAAUUUAUGAAUUGAGAUACCAAUAGUUUACAAAUAACAUUAGAUAAUGCAUAUGUACCCCAGACUGCAAGAGAGAGCUUAUAGAUGUUUAAAAAUCUAUGUAUACUAUAUAUUUUUAGAACUACAUGCAUGUAUUGUUUUUAUAAUCAAUAUAUAACCUCUCCUCUUUUGUAAAUUGCAGGAUUUUUUAUCCUCUACAUUUUUUAGGACUUUUCUUGUACUUGUACUUUCAAUUCUUCCAUUUUGACUUCUCUUCAAAUUUAUUUGCAUAUAUAUUACCAAGUAUGUGCUUAAGAAUUACAUGUAUCUUCAAAUCUAGAAGAAACAAUGACUACAAACAUACCAUACUUGUGGAAUUUUUAGUAAGAGACAAAUUUAUCAAUUGGCCAUAAAUGUCAGUGUAUGAUUUUCACAGUAAGUCAUUUCAGAGAUUUUGUAAUUCAGUAAAGACAACUAUUACCUAUGAAAUGAAAUAAAUUGUUAGAGAUAUAUAGAGAAAUCUUGCUAAUAAUAUCAAAAUUGAAUUUUACUGAAUAAAAAUUACUUAUUAAAAGGUCCAAUCUAAUUAAAAUUAGAUGUUAAAUCCACUCGCAAACUCGCUACACUAACAUCUAACAACAUCCCAUUGAGGGUCACGUCAGAGGUCAAAUUCUAUCAACCAAUCAAAUUGUUGCCAGCAAAAUCAUAGUAUAUUGUUGAAGGGAAUAAGUCUAGAGCUGCAUGCUCCGAAUUUGACCUCUGAUGUGACCCUCUAUGGGAUGUUGUUAGAUGUUAGUGUAGCAUGUAUGCUAGUGGAUCCAACAUCUAAUUUUAGUUAAAUUGUAAAAGGUCCAGACAUGUAUUGAUUGAAUCCUGAGCUUGCUUGAACUGAACAAAAAUUACUUAUUAAAAGGUCCAGACAUGUAUUAAUUGAAUCCUGAGAUUGCUUGAACUGAACAAAAAUUACUUAUUAAAAGGUCCAGACAUGUAUUAAUUGAAUCCUGAGCUUGCUUGAACUGAACAAAAAUUACUUGUCAAAAGGUCCAGACAUGUAUUAAUUUAUUAUUAUAUGUAGCAUGGCAACAUACCUGUAUAUUAUAUGUUUUAUUUUGUUUUCUCCUUUGAUAAGAUCUGCUACACAAAAAAAUUGAUAAUGUAUCGUAAAUUAAUUUUCAUUUGCUAAAAUUUUAUUUUUGAGUAAUUACCCAAGACAGUGUCUUUGUGGAAAUUUCAUUCUCGCAAUUAUAUUAGUAUUUUGUAAAAUUAGCAGUAACCGCAAUUCAUAUGAAAAUUUGGUCUCGCUAAUAAGGAGUUACAUGUAAUGAAUAUCUUGUGAAAAUAAGGUGUUGCAAAUAAUUAUUAUUCUACAGUUUAUUGCUACAUGUACUUUUAUACUGAUGACAUUGGUUGUAAGCAUGAAUAUUGUGAUGUGUAUAUAUAUCGUAUCUUAUGGUUUAACUGUAUGGCAGUGUUUUAAUAUACAUGUUCCAAAAUGUUUCUCAUAAAUAAGUAUGUUUGCAGAUACAAAAGUGUAUAUAUCUUAUGGUUUAACUGUUCACAAGUUUAAAUAUACAUGUACCUAACUGUUUCUUGAAAAUAAUUAUCUUUGCAGAUGGCAAUUUUCCAUGUAUGUCAUCAUUUUUUUAACUGAGCUAGAAUAUCCCAUGUUUUUCUUUAACAUAAAACAAGCCUUUUAUACAUAUUUUUUGAUAAAUUUUGGUGCUACAUGUA
Messenger RNA from Saccostrea cuccullata (small rock oyster), 6128 nucleotides. RefSeq names its product ATP-binding cassette sub-family C member 5-like. The transcript is spliced from 31 exons. Lineage: Eukaryota; Metazoa; Mollusca; Bivalvia; Ostreida; Ostreidae. Gene Ontology annotation, molecular function: ATP binding; ATP hydrolysis activity; ABC-type transporter activity. Gene Ontology annotation, cellular component: membrane. Gene Ontology annotation, biological process: transmembrane transport. The record is from RefSeq and is a predicted model, not a curated record.